AUGUUUCUCCUCUUUUAUAAGGCCCUGGAGGAGAGCACUUCUGCAUUUGUUGUAGCAUGGUUUACUCUUAUGAAAGAUACCCAAUUUCUUACAGAACGAAACUUCCGUCCUUUCCCCGAUCAUCCGGAUAUUGCUGGUGCCUAUAAAUAUGCAGCAGCACUUUCAUCCAUUGUUUCCCUUGUUGCAUUACAAUACCCCAGAGUUGAGAAGUUCAUUCAGGAGGAAUGGGCGACCCCAGUCUCAAGCGAGUCCUCUGCUACACCGCCUGCAAAUCCUGGACCUCCCCGUGGAUUGGACCAGGUUCCAGAUGGUAGCUUUUACAUCAAGAAUCCAGUUGGAAUUAAGGCCAUCACUCAGUGUUUCGUUGAGACUGCACAUAAUUCUACGGCCAGCGUUCCCGGUUUCUGUUGGUGCCUAAUACUCUACGACCUCCUCUCGUUUGUCAAUGAGCGACGGCAAGAAAUGGACGAGAUGGACCGAGCCGGCCAGGAGAGUAGGAAUCCGAGGGUUGAGUUUUUCGAGAAUGCUCUUGCUGAGCUGUUUGACGGGGCCACUGAGCGGGGAACAAAGGCUCUUGGGAAGGCAACGGCCGAUAAUGCUCUGGAAACGAUUAUUCUCAUGAUCGAGCCUACCGGGGGACAACCCGUUGGGCCGAGGUUCUGGGUGGAGGCGGAGGAAGAUGGCCGCAGGAUGAAGAAUGUGAUCGCAGAUCUUCUCAGAAGGGCUCUCCAUGCUCUCCCACUUUCUGCGACGGUGCUGGGAGCUGUUCUCUUGGCCAACGAGGUCCAAUACAAAGAUUUGGAGGGCCACCAAGCUUUCCUCAGGGAGGAUUCCGACACUAGUGACACGAUUACAGGAUGGACUGGUAGCCCUGCCGUGAGAUUUACAAAGAAUGAGGAAUCGCGAAAGUUCCUACGACGAGCUAAAAACCGAUUUCCAUAUGAACCGAUUAUUUUCUUGAAGGUCAUGAAGGCUUUGGCAACUGUGAACGUGGGUGUCACAAAUUAUCUGAUGAACAUGGAUACCUAUACUCAGAUUCUCCCACAAGGAUUUAGCGACUACGAUGUUGACGAUGAAGACUCGGAUGUCACUCGGAUUCAAUUGACCAAUGAUUUGGUUGUUUUUGCGCCGCGGAGGGCUGGCUUCUUUGAGGAGGAAUACAGUUCUAGGGGAGGUAUUGUGAUACCUGCUGGCACAAUAGGAGAGAUGAUCUCAACGGGAGGUAGUCGUCCUGUUGUUGCCUGGCAACAUGAAUACAACGCUUUCCCAGUACUUGGGAGAGUACUUGAGCAAGCAUUGAUUGGCGAUGGCUCGAACUCUGGACCUAGCUAUGCAGCGGUAGGAGAGCUAGGCAGUGGCGAAGCGGUUACGGAAAUCAUAGGGCUUCUCACUAUUCUCAUCGCUUGUGGCAACGGGAGCACCCCGGGAGAGUUAUCCCCUGCCCGAAUACUCGAGGAGGCGAGCGAUCUCGUCGGCCGAAGCAGGGAUGUAGUUUCCAUCAUUUUCGAUCUCCUCGAGGCAGGACUACAAGUAGUGGCAAACUCUUCAAGCGCCGGCAAAUCGACUGAUUUCAUUGUCGCUGCGAUACAAUUCGUGGAUGCUUUGGUUCCAGCUCUUCCUGGCCGGGUGUGGCCAUACCUUGCUCGGAGUACCAUACAGGAGCGGCAUGGUCGUGGUGGGGCUUUUUAUGGGAUUUUGUCUGCUGUGGAGGUUGUGAGAGGCGAUUACGAGUUUACGAUUAAUUGCCUUAGGCUGUUUGAGGACCUUGUCGAGGAAGCUAUCAAGAGUAGUGUAGUCAACAUGGGUGGUAGUAGGAGUUUGACUGUGGCCUCUAUGGCCGCUCCACCAAUUACUCGUUCUGGUGUGAGCACUGCGGUACAGAGAGAUAUUCUGUCGGCUUGGACCAGAGUUGUUGUAGAUGUGUUUGAGAGCUAUUAUGCUUGGAAGUAUAUUAAUGAGGAGCAGAAGCUAGAGAUUGGACAACGCAUCUCGAGAAUAUUCACUAGAAUCCUCUCGAUGGUCUAUGGGGUUGAUGAAUCCUCGGAUUUGAGCUCGAAGAUCACCAGCGUUUUGGCUCCUAGCGCUGAGCACAUUAUUAUGGUAUUUUUGUCGGAAGGUGAUACUGAGCUCCCUAUGGAACCCAUCAUCCGCACAAUACGUGUUGGUCUUGAGACACCGGAAUCAAGUUUUCAUCUGAGAUCUUUGAAUUCUUGGGUAGAGCAUGUAGUUUCGGUGAUAAAAUUUGCUGAGGUUUGCGUUCGAACGCGUGGGUAUUUGGGGUUACCGCCUUCGCAGCUAGAGAAACAAUUGUACAAUCUCACUGCGCCUUUGGCUAAAUUAUAUGUGAUCCAUGACAGAUACCGGGCGCCUGUUUUGGGGAUCUUUGAAAGUCUUGUUGCGGCGUCCGGAACAACUCAAUCCGAACCACCCUCAUUGCUAGGACAUCUCGGUGCCGAUUGUGCCAGCCAUUUUACGGCUGUCCUCGGGACUCUGGACAAGCCUUUUGACGAUGAGCAUCUGGAAGCACGUAUAUGGGGCUUUGUGUCUGCUGUUUUGAGCACUAAACAACAGGGCUUGUCGAUAUUGCUCCUCCGUGGUGAGACGUUAUGGCAAGGUGGUCUGAAUGGGCGUGAUAAGGGGUCAAAAAGGUCGUUAAUCUCGGUAGCGCUGGACUCACUGUCAGAGAUCGACAAGAUAUCUUCCACAAAGUCAUUGGCAAUGCUAGAAGCCGUGGCUCUGGCCCAGAAUUUCUUGAGCCUUGCUAUGGAUGAUUUGGGAAAACACUCCAAGUUCCUUCCUGCGAUUACUAGAUUUGUGGAGGCGCAGACAAUUGAGUUCCUACCCGCCGACUCUAAGGAAAUAUUGACAGAAAAGGCGAUUAGGGUAGCGGUGGCAGCUCACAUUGCACAACUUUUGGCUAUCCACUUACACUCCCGGAGACCAUCUUCACGUGAUGGGACGUUCUUUAGGCAACUUAUUCCUAAGUUAAAGUACUACUUUGACCAGGCGGCUACCAUCAGCGGAUAUAGAGCUUCGCUACACGUAAAUCUGCGCAAGAAUUUCGAAGAGAAAUGGCCCGGCCUAACACUACUAAAACUGAGAAAGACCACUCUUCAGCGAAAAAGCUACGGUAUCGACUACUUCUACGACAUGAGCCUGGCCGGAAAAGUCCUAUCUUUUGAUCCCUGCUGGGACAGCAGAGCAGACGGAUACGCCAACGAAGUAGAGCAGGCGAAUCUAAACCUCUCACUCGUUGAUUCCCAAGUGGUCCUCCUCCGCGCGUGGAAACUCCUCUCAAUGGAGCUUUGCGACUUUGUCUCGGCCAACAGAGAACUCGAGCAGCCGUUAGUUGAUGUGGUAGAGAGGUGCCUGCAAGCAAACAUAGAAACCGGCCUGCCCCCGCCAAUCUUCAAGACGAUAGUCUGCGAGCGUGCGGAAUUCGCAUUCGUAAUUCUCCGCCGCUUACAGCAGGCCAUGCAAGGUGCCAACGGGCAAUUUGACAGGAUUUUGGAACUAGCCUGGAAAGCUAUAUACACUUCUGCCACCGAAUUCCGACAGGCACUGGCCACUGCAGACGUGGGGUACUACAGGUCCUUAAUAAGGAUAAUCUAUCUUGUCCUGCAUGCGAACGCCAGCAAGCCGAACCAGACCACGGAAAGCGCAUACAUGGUCCUGGACAUUCUAAAUUUGGUCGUAGCAAAGGGCUUCAAAGAGCUAGCUAGCGCAACGCACACUCACUCGGAAGCCGCGAACCCGGAGGACAUAGCACUGGUGACAGCAAUCCUGCAAGCCUCCCUAAAACUGCCCGGAAUCUCGAUAAUCCAUGACAGCCUCGCAACGCACAUGGCAGAGAACGGGACAAUCCGCGCAGCGACAACCCUCUACUCCUGGUCCGAGCGUCUUGCCAUGGAAAGCAGGACGACGACAACGACGCGCGCGGCGAACGCGAACGCCAACGACCCAAUAUACGGCGAACUCAGCCUCCUCUUCCUCUUGGAACUCUCCACAAUACCCGCGUUAGCGAACCAACUCGCGACUGAGGGAAUCCUAGACCAAAUCUUAACCUCCUCCCUCACCGCGCACAUCGCCCGUCAGAGCGUGAACCCGGCCGGUUCACCGCGACUCUACGCCAUCUGGACGCGCGCGCUACUCCCACUCUCCCUGAACCUGCUUGUGCACAUCGGGCCGCGGAUCGCGCGGGAAGUGCACGCAUUCCUCUCCUUCUUCGCUCCGCAGUUGCGCGCCACGAUCACCGCAUGGAAGGCCCGCACCGUUGUCACGCUCGCGGCUGUUAACGAGGCAGUUAGCAUUGCUAUGGUGCUCGCUGUGCUCGGCCGGAUUAUGGGGGCGGGCGGUGGGGCUUGCCUUGACGGCUUUGACAAAGCGGCAUUGGUGGAGGAAGUCGAGUACUUGCUUUCCCAUAAGAAUUACUUGAAGAGUUUGGUGGCCGCCACGAACAAGGAGGAGGAGGAGAUGUUGAGGAGGGAAGAGGAGGCGGAUGCGAAUGGGAAUGGGAACGGGGGAGGAGGAAGUGUGGAGGGGGGGUUGGUGGUGAAGGUUACGACCGGUUUGGGGGUUUUGCAGGGGCUGCUGGCUGAGGAUGAGGGAGAGGACUGA
Tuber melanosporum (Perigord truffle) is the source of this 4617-nucleotide messenger RNA. RefSeq lists its product as uncharacterized. Bases 1 to 4617 code for a protein of 1538 amino acids. Gene Ontology annotation, cellular component: nuclear pore inner ring. Gene Ontology annotation, biological process: RNA export from nucleus; protein import into nucleus. The transcript has 5 exons. NCBI's taxonomy places the organism in Eukaryota, Fungi, Ascomycota, Pezizomycetes, Pezizales, Tuberaceae. The record is from RefSeq and is a predicted model, not a curated record. Gene Ontology annotation, molecular function: structural constituent of nuclear pore.